Messenger RNA from Anopheles bellator, 3099 nucleotides. RefSeq names its product protein SERAC1. The record is from RefSeq and is a predicted model, not a curated record. NCBI's taxonomy places the organism in Eukaryota, Metazoa, Arthropoda, Insecta, Diptera, Culicidae. The transcript has 5 exons. Bases 354 to 2840 code for a protein of 828 amino acids.
AGGCGCACCCAAGACGUGCCCACCCAAGAGAAAGAACUAUCAAAACGCAGACUUUUCCAGUGCAGGAAGCACAGAUUUAUCGUGAAAGUGCAAAAGUGAGAACAAGUGAGUGAAAGUGCAAAAGUUUGUGAACGUCGCGAGUCGAAAAGUGCCUUUAAUUUCUGCUAAGUAGGCGCGAGAAUCUACAGGAAAUCCGGAUCUGCAUCCGUGUUGAAUCCAAAUUCUUUGUGCCGUUUGUUCGUGAUCCAGAAAUGUCGCACUAAGCAACAAUCAGCUUGCGAAGAAAGAGUUCCCCACAACAAGCGAGAGCGCGGAACACGCUAAAAAGACUUUUCGAAAGACACUUAAAAACCAUGCAAAUCGAGUACAAGCGGUGCGCGAAACUCUUCUCUGGUUGCGGCGUAGCUUCGCUGGUGGGCGUACUGAGCUACGAGGCAUACCGGACCUAUGCAGCACUAACCUCGCUUGUUGACACCCGCGCCCUGGACAUCGAUCGGAAGCGCCCUGAUUACAUCUACAUCAAACACCACAUUUACCGCCAAUCGCUGCGCGAACGAGCGGCCCACGAAGAGAACCGGAACCGGCUGAUGAGCGCCAUUGUUCAGCCGUUUGAGAAAUGGUGGAAAGCAUUGAAACACUCGGUGGCCUGGCGGUUGCUGCGGAUCGCCCAGCAGGGCAACCAGACGGAGCGCUUGAAGGCAGUGCAGCAGCUUGCCCAGAUCGAUCACUUGAAGGAUUGGGAUUUCCAGCACUUGGCACAGCUUUGCGACUACCAGACGGCCAUUUCGCUCGCUCGCUGCCACAGCGACACACGCUGGUUCCUGCCGCCGCGCCAGUACGGAGUCUUCAAGCAGAUGCGUGAGGUACUGGGGGAAAUGAAAGGACUGCUCGAGUUGCUCAAACCGCACAAGUGCGCCGAGUAUGCGCUCGAGCAAACGUUCGGCAGCUCGGGACACAUCCGCGAACCGGAUGGUGAUGAGGUGACGUAUCAGAUGUCGCCCUCGCGAUUCGAGUACGAUCAGCUUAAACAGGCCCUCAGCGCCCUGGUACACCUGACCGGCCUGAUGGGUGCGGAAGGUGAAGAGAACUGUCGGCGAAUCAUCGAAUCGGGUGGCCUGCUGCAGCUGAUCGAGGUGGAGAAACUGUUCCAAAACGACAUCGACAUGAAGCUGCUGGUCAGCCGGGUGGUGGCGAACCUGUCCGCAUUCGAGGGACGCGGUUAUGAGUUCUUCGCCAGCGGUUGGCUUCAUAUUUUGGCGCGCUGGAAGCGCGAUGUUGAUAUGCGCAUUCAGGUGACGGCCGAUCUAACGCUCGAGAAUCUCGAUCAGGACGAUCCGAAUGGGUUCCGCUACGCGCCGAAGGUGUAUCCGCUGCACCCUCGCGGACGCCAACAAGCGAAACCUGCCGUUGAUGUUGUAUUUAUCCAUGGGCUUUUAGGAGGUGUGUUUGUGACGUGGCGUCAGAAGGAUCUCAAACCACAGGCCGCCAGUCUGCUAGGUAAGAAACACACGUCAGUUCACUUAGUGUCCUCCGUAAGUCCUCCACAAACGACCACUACUACUACUUCACCGACACCGACGACAAACGCAAACGCCAUUGCCGCUCAUCGGCCGUCGCAAAAGCCUGCCGAGGAACCCGCGUUCCGUGGAACCCGCUGGAGUUGGUCUGCAAAAAAGUCUUCCUUCGAGGAGCGAGAGGAUGCUGCAGAAGAGGGCAUAACGGCAUACGAAGACGAGCUGCUUACGUUCCAAGAGUCGACCACACCGAAAACGCGCGAUCCGUCGAUCAGUGAUACCGAAACCAAAGAGCUCAUCGAAGCCCUACAGCAGGAGGAACCGCUCAGUUCCGACUGGACUGUCGUCUAUCCGGACGUUCCACUUGCAGGCGAAGAACGGCCAACCGGAACCUCCUCGGAAGAAGCGUUCAGCGUUUCCGGUGAGCGCUGGUUGCAGGAACCUCUCGAUGCUGGUCAGCGAUCGUUCUGCUGGCCAAUGGAAUGGCUCCCGAAAGACUUUCCCAACAUUCGUGUUCUGGGUCUCAACUACGAAUCCUCGCUGUCCCAGUGGUCCGCGACGGGCUGCCCGUGCGAGAAGUACGACGGCAAGCUGCAGAAGCGUGCCUCUGAGUUUCUGGAAAAAUUGGCCACCUCGAACGUUGGACAAGAUCGCCCAAUCAUCUGGGUGGGACACUCGAUGGGUGGCCUGCUGAUCAAGAGCAUUAUGGUGCAGGCACUCGAAAGCAGUGACCCACGGAUCAGACGGCUUGCGGAAAACUCCAAAGUGGUCAUGUUCCUUGGCACACCGCACCGAGGAAGCAGUGUGGCCAAGCUGAAGCAACACACUUCAGCGCUAGUGUGGCCCUCGGUAGAAGUCCGUGAACUCGAGGAAAACUCGACCCAGUUGCUGCAUCUUAACAAAACGUUCCUCCGAGCGAUCGAUCAUCUGGGACCGCGGAAACCCGAAAUCAUCAGCCUUGGCGAGGGCAAGCCUACCCUCCUGACGUCUUUCAAGCUGUCCAUCCACGUCGUACCGGAAUCUUCGGCUCGCAUCGAUGCCGGAGACUUUUACCUCACCAGCGAGGAUCACCUGAAUCUCAGCAAACCGUUCUGCCGGCAAUCGUUCCUCUACCAGCGGCUCCGUGGCGCAAUAGAGGGAGCUAUCCGAGAGCAGACGAGCAAGCAUGAGCCCGCCCCAGAGGCAAAAGUACAGAGUGCCAACCAUGCAGCGCAGAUUUACCAUGGCACGCGAAAGACCACAGCCGCCGGAGCUGCGUCAACAGCCCUUUCAAUGCUCUACACUCAGCUGAAGCAGUUCGAGCAGUUGAUGAAUAUUUUCAUCUAAAUCCGCGCUCGGAAGCGCAGGGAUUGACCAACGUCAGGGCUGUGAUGCCGACUCGUUGGCCGCCUGAACUCUAUUAAUAAGUGCUUGUAGCGCGUACAAACACAAACGCGAUCGAGAGUGAAGCUCACCGUCUCUCGGUCUUGAAUCUAUUUAUUUUUAAAACUGGCCGGUCCACUACCGACUGGGAGAGAACCUGUUACAAAGCAUUAUGACAAAGAUUUUUUAUACCGUGCAAGUAUUUAGCAACAAUAAAAGGAAC